AUAUACAACGCUGGUUCUGCACAUGUGAAAGGCCAAUUUCAACAGCCAGUAUUAUUUGUCACAGCGUUACGCUUUAAACAACUUUAAAUAUUACUAAUUUAUUAACAAAUGGCUGACACUAAGCAAACAGUUGUUGAAGGCGUCGAUGCACUCACCCUAAAUGGCAAAUCCGAUGCAGAGACGGUUGAAACGGCAACGGACGCUGCUGGCGCUGAGGCAGGAGGAACAACAACAAACGCUGACGAUGUGGUUGAUCCAUGGAAUGUGGCCAGCAGCAGUGAUGCAGGCGUCGAUUACGACAAGCUAAUAAAGCGCUUUGGCUCGAGUAAAAUCGAUGAGGAACUUAUCGCACGAUUUGAAAAAAUCACAGGAAAGCCAGCUCAUCAUUUGAUUAGACGCGGUAUCUUCUUUUCGCAUCGCGAUCUACACUCAAUUUUAACGCUAAUCGAGCAGGGCAAACCAUUCUAUUUGUACACGGGCCGAGGACCCAGCUCUGGGUCCUUGCAUGUUGGUCACCUAGUGCCGUUUAUUCUGACCAAAUGGCUGCAGGAAACGUUCGAUGUGCCGCUGAUCAUUCAGCUGACGGACGACGAGAAGACACUAUGGAAGGACCUGAAGAUCGAGGAGGCUAUCAGGUUGGCCCGUGAGAAUGCAAAGGAUAUUGUUGCCAUGGGUUUCGACCUGAAUAAAACUUUCAUAUUCAAUAAUCUGGAGUUUAUGGGCAAAUGCCCUGCAUUCUACCAGAACAUAAUUCGCAUUCAAAAGUGCGUCACUUUCAACCAGGUGAAGGGCAUUUUCGGUUUCGGCGACUCGGAUAUUAUUGGCAAGAUUGGAUUCCCCGCCGCGCAAGCAGCGCCCGCCCUCUCAAGCACAUUUCCCUUUAUCUUUGGAAAUAAGAAAGUUCACUGCCUGAUACCCUGCGCUAUCGAUCAGGAUCCGUAUUUCCGAAUGACUCGCGAUGUGGCGCCACGACUGGGAUUCCCAAAAUGUGCGCUUAUCCACUCCAGCUUCUUUCCGGCUCUGCAGGGCGCCAAAACGAAGAUGUCGGCGAGCGAGCAGAACUCGGCUGUAUUUCUGACUGAUACUCCUAAGCAGAUCAAGAAUAAAAUCAAUAAAUACGCAUUUUCGGGCGGACGCACCACAGUCGAAGAGCAUCGUCAACUGGGCGGCAUUCCCGACAUCGAUGUAGCCUAUCAGCUACUCAAGUUUUUCCUAGAGGACGACCAGAAGCUCGAAGAAGUGCGCCUUGCAUACAGCAAGGGUGAAAUGCUGACAGGAGAGAUCAAAAAGCUAGCUAUCGAGACUCUAACGCCCAUUGUGGAGCAGCAUCAGGCAGCGCGUAAAUUGGUAACAGACGAAGUGCUGGACAAAUAUUUUGAGAUCAGAGCUCUGAAAUUUGGAAGCUAGAGCCAGUAUAUAUAUAGAACGAACAUUAUAUA
Messenger RNA from Drosophila arizonae, 1439 nucleotides. RefSeq names its product Tryptophanyl-tRNA synthetase (gene TrpRS). The record is from RefSeq and is a predicted model, not a curated record. Gene Ontology annotation, biological process: tryptophanyl-tRNA aminoacylation. Gene Ontology annotation, molecular function: tryptophan-tRNA ligase activity; ATP binding. NCBI's taxonomy places the organism in Eukaryota, Metazoa, Arthropoda, Insecta, Diptera, Drosophilidae. Gene Ontology annotation, cellular component: cytoplasm.